Molecule: messenger RNA, 3485 nt
Organism: Anopheles cruzii
Lineage: Eukaryota; Metazoa; Arthropoda; Insecta; Diptera; Culicidae
Gene: M6
Product: neuronal membrane glycoprotein M6-a
Exons: 3
Coding region: 397-1371 (324 amino acids)
Biological process (GO): neuron projection development
Cellular component (GO): plasma membrane
Source: RefSeq, a predicted model, not a curated record
CAGAGUGAAGUGAACAUUUGGGAGUGAAUAAAGUUUUAAAUUUGCAAUCCAAUAUUGCUCUCCGAAUAAAAGUGAGAACUCAUUAUUCGCCCUUUUCGGCGAAACCACUUUGUUGCUGUGACCUUCCGCACCGAAACCGUGAACGGUGAAGCUAGAGUAUGAAAUGAUCCGUUCACUUUUAGUACCGUUCCGAUAGCGGUUACCACGUGUGCAUUAAUUCGUGAAAUAGCGAGCAAACAGAAUCACGAUAAACCUCCUGCGCCACCGGAUUUCCGUGCCGUUACAUCGAGGGCCGGAACAGCACGUGGCGUGACCACAGGAAGCGCGGCUGACGACGAAAGUUGGCGAUCGACCGUGUUUUUGGUGCCGACAGUGAACACGCAACCUCGCGAUACCAUGGCCUCGCGCAAUCGGACGCCGCCCGGUCAAAUACGGGACGAUUUUUUGCUCGAAACAAACUUUGACGAAGACGGUGCCCUCACGCGAGCCUACAACACGCUUCCACAGCAGCAGCAACAGCAGCAACAGAACGGUUUGCAGCGAAGAAGCAUCGCUUAUCGGUCCAACUUAUCGGUGGAUCGAUACUCGGACACCACAUUACACGGAAAGCCACCACGCAAAGGUGGUUGCUGUAAGUCAUGCAUUACAAGGAUACCGUACGCGACACUGAUCGCUACGGUUAUGUGCCUUAUCGGUGUCGGCGUGUUCUGCGGCACAAUGUUCCGUGGCACCUCGCUGGCCAUCGUAAUGCUCGAUCAGGUGUUCCACCUGCGGCUGCCCUGGAUCGAGGCGGUACAGAUGAUCUUCGUCGUUAUCGGUGCCUCGAUGGCGGCCCUUGGGCUAAUGAUACUGUUCGUUGGCUUCCUGGCGACCGGCGCCACCCGCCAUAAGGUGUACCGGGCGUGGGGCUCCCGAGUCGGCGGCCGCAUCUCGUGUGCGGUCUUCAUGGGCAUCUCCUACGUACUGAACAUCGUUUGGAUAUUGAUCCUGUGCUUUCUCUCCAUCGUCACGUUCGUGUUUACGGUGUUCUGGAACAUGUGCGCCAAUAACAACGUACAGACGCACCGUGAUUGCAUCGAUCUGACACAGUUCUACUUCAUGUUCCCGGACGGCGUAAAGCAGGAAGAUAUGAAGAUUUGCGAUCCGGGCAAGGUGAAAGCGUUCUGCAAGGACGGAGUCGAGAAGUGCGAGAUCAUGUUCAUACUGGCGACCGUCUCCUGUUUGCUGAUCAUACUCAGCUUCGUGCACUAUCUGAUGUGCCUGGCCGCAAACUAUGCCCACAUUCGCGAUCACGAAAAGUUCCAGGAGCUGCAGGAAAUGCAAAAUCUUACCGAGAUGGAGUAUAGUGCCGCGUCAAAGGACCGGUUCUAGGAUACGGCCCAGGAGAUCUAUAUCGAGCACUGCACCUGAGGGUGGCCUUGUAAGGCAGCAUCCGCUGUACGAGCAGCUUACGUUUAAAUUUGCUCCUCCCGUCUAAGACGGUUGCUAAUUCCGUGCACACGUUCAGCGUACCCUUAAAAGGAGCAUGCACCGCAGUUCUUUAUUUGGCACCCAUUUUCACCAUUUACGUUAAGUUUCGUGGCGCCAAUGCUGUUUGAUAUAAUUAGUAUCUUUUGCUUGAAACGUUAUUUGGGCACAAACACAGAUUUUGUGUUGCAUCCAGCGCGCGCUAUAGUUUGUUACUUAGGCAUCAUUCCGUCCAAACUCGAACAUGCUUCUUCGUGCUUAACAUAUUUCGUAACGCUUCCUUUUCCGGUCUGUCUUUGUUUCGGCCCAUGGCACAACGCCUAGUCCGCGUUUACUUAUCACGACGCUGCCCGGAUACGCAAGCGCAAGCUUACUGCCCAAUAUAGAUACUCCUGGACCAUAUACAUGUUAGUAGAGAUGCGUAGAUACAUAAGCAACGACACAAGACCGAUUGACCUCUUUAAGCAAGGGAAGGAUAAGCGCACACAUCGAACGAAGAUGUCGGAAAAGAAAAUAGAUGAACGGCCAACACUAAGUCUGACAAUGGUAACAAUAAGCAACAAGCGACACUUCAUACGAAACUACUAAGCCAUCACCGGUCAAAUGCUCAAAAUUUUGAAAACGUGCAUCACAAACACGAAACGCAAAGUAGCAAAGAAACACAUAUCGGUAUAGGUUAUCGGUCGAAAUGAACAAUAUUUUUUCCGUCUAGUUUGGAAAUCGGCGGACGCCGCAUUUAUGGAUAAACGAUUUAUUUUACAGAGAGUACGUGAAGCAAUCGAGCAACAGUUUGCACCAGAAUCGAAGCACAAACAAAGUUUUGGACAACCGCACAUAACUACAGAUCUUCAUCCGUUAACACAUUCCAGUGUGAUAGUAUAACUCUGCGUAUAAAUACGAGUGGGAUAGCAGAAACAGAAGCGCAUCGGAAAGAUAUAUAUUUUUAUAUCUAAACAGAGUAGGUGACCAGUUGAAGGAAGAAAAACCAUUAAUAGAUAUGGCAGGCGGUUUGAUGGAUUCCAUUCGUGAUCUCCUUAAGUCAUGCAGAUGGAAACGUGCAAAGUUAAAUGCAUUGAUCGUAAAGCGUAAAAGCAGCAAAACGUGGUUUCAUUAUAGAGAAGAAAAGUAAGUGCUGAAUGAAGAGGAGUACCACAAGUGAGAAUCGGUAUUUUGGCAAAUUUUAUCGUAUAAAAAAAACCUAAACAUCAGCAAUAGCUCCAGCGACUAAGAAUAACGUGUCUUUUUCCAUAACAUUCGCUGGAGGUUUCCAAAGGAACGGGAUUGUCCGGUCCAGUGAUUCACUUUUUGGUAGCUUUUUAGAUCGCUUUUCUCUCCGUUUCUUGUUGAGACGGGGAGGUAUUGUUUUUCCGUUGCCUAAUGCCUGUAGUAUUUAUGUCCGCGAUCAUCUAUAUAUAUAAACGAGAAAACGAAACCUUAGAUUAGCCUCUAGACACCUAAAGUAUUUACAAAAUGCAAGCAGCAUAUACUGCAAGACAUUCCAGUGUCGUGUUCUGUUGUGUCGCGAAUGCAUGCAUACAAUCAAUUGAAUUAAUCCCCCCUUUUUGCGUAAGUGUUCCGUAACCCCAUAUUUAAUCGUCGUUCAUAACUCUACCCGAUAACGUAUAUUUCUCUCUAUCGAUUUCCUAUUCCAAUCGUGUACGACAUUUAUCAUUCUUCGAACUAAAUAGUGAGCCCUUUUGGGAAAACAUUUGCAUCGUCGAUCAUUUUGCCACCUGUCUAUCUAUUUCAGUCUAAGUAUUCAUUACAAACGAAUAAGAACAUUAUGCGAAGAGUUGAAUUUCAAAAAUUCCAACGGAGUAAAAAGAAACUUGUUUAGAUUCUAGCGCAAUGAUAAGACGUUACAUCCGCUUCCGUUUCAUAAUUAGAUUUAGGCACUACACUACGUUACACAUCGUGAGGAGCAAGCGAAAAAGUUCUGCAACAAUCAUUUCGAACAAUCAAUCAUGUUCUUUCCAUAAGAAGCUACAACGUUAGCGGAAUGUUAAUUUCCCUAUGUU